Molecule: messenger RNA, 1767 nt
Organism: Salvia miltiorrhiza (redroot sage)
Lineage: Eukaryota; Viridiplantae; Streptophyta; Magnoliopsida; Lamiales; Lamiaceae
Exons: 1
Coding region: 1-1767 (588 amino acids)
Source: RefSeq, a predicted model, not a curated record
AUGAGGGCUGAAUCGUAUCAAGGGAUAGUUGAGAGUAUAACAUCUAAUGGUGUUAUUAGUGCAAAAUCUGUUGGUAAGCGUGUUCUUCUUCCUAAGACCUUUACAAGUGGCCCGCGUGAUCUACGUUGUCGUUACAUGAAUGCGCUGGCACUUGUCGCGAAAUUUGGACGCCCAGAUAUUUUUCUCACAAUGACUUGUAAUCCAAAGUGGGUGGAAAUUCAAAGUGAAUUAUUUCCUGUUGAGAAGAGUCAUAAUAGAGCUGAUUUAUAUGCAAGAGUUUUCAGGGCAAAAAAUGAGGAACUAAAAAAGGAAAUUGUAAAAGACUCUUUGUUUGGGGUAGUUGCAGCUUAUUUUUAUGUGAUUGAAUUUCAGAAAAGAGGCCUUCCACAUGUUCAUUGGUUGAUAAUAUUACAACCACGAUAUAAGGUGACUUCAACUGAUGCUUAUGAUCGAUUUGUAUCUGCUGAGAUUCCAGAUCUUGACCUGACUCCACAUCUACAUUCUUGUGUUAUUAAUCAUAUGAUGCAUGGGCCAUGUGGUGAACUCAACCCAAAGAAUGCAUGCAUGAUAGGGGAAAAAUGCAAAAGUUAUUAUCCUAAAGAGUUUAAGUUAAACACUGAACAUCGGUUGGACUCAUACCCUGACUACAGGCGUAGAGAUGAUGGAAAGUGGUUGGAUAACAGAUGGGUGGUCCCUUAUAAUGCUUAUUUAUUGGCAAAGUUUGAUUGCCAUAUUAAUGUCCAAGUUUGUACGAAUGUUAGAUCAGUGAAGUAUCUUUACAAAUAUGUUUGUAAGGGUAAUGAUCAAAUAGCAUACAAUAUUGUUGAUGUUGAAUCUGCAGAGCCAAUAGAUGAGAUUUCUGAUUUUCAAAAGUCACAGUGGCUUUGUGCUCCGAAAGCUAUGUGGCGAAUUUAUGGAUUUGAUAUUUUUGAUAUGUAUCCAUCAGUUUUGCAAUUACACGUGCAUUUGUCGGGGUAUCAACAGGUUUUUUUCGCGGCCAACCAAUCUCUUUCGAAAAUUGUAGAUUCUGAUCGUGCUAACAGGACACAACUUACAGAGUUUUUUGAGAUGAAUAAAUUUGUUGAAGUUGCAGCACUAAAUUUAUUGUAUCGGGAAUUUGUUGAACAUUUUGUAUGGAGCUUACAAACUAGGAGGUGGACACUGCGCUCUAGGUUAGGAACAAUUGGUAGACUUGUCUCUGUCAAUAUUACAGAAGUGGAGCGUUUUUAUCUAAGGCUUUUGCUGAAUCAUGUUAGGGCUCCAACAUCUUUUGAAGAUUUAAGAACAUCAAAUGGAGUAUUGUUUUUGUCUUUUCGGGAGGCAGCUCUUGAUAGAGGCUUGUUGGAUUCUGACAACGAUGUUAGGCAUGCGAUUCACGAAGCUGUAACUUAUCAAAUGCCGUCUGCUCUGCGAAAAUUAUUUGCGAUUAUACUUGUUUUUAAUUCCCCUUCUGAUCCCAAAAAUCUGUGGAUUGAAUUUAGAGAUGCUUUAUCUGCUGAUAUAAUGCGGGAUUAUCUAUUAGACCAUGUAGAGGGUUAUCGGUUAUCUCUACGGUCCAUUGAUUCUUUUUUGCAAAUGAUGGGUCAUGGGAUCGAUGAGUACUCUGUGGUCGAUUAUAUAGUUGGGUUGACUCGUGAAGAGAUAAAUAGUCGUGAAUUUGCAGCUGAAAUUAAUAUGCCAGUUGCAGAAUCUGAUUUAGGUUCGGUGGGUCGUUUUAAUGAAAGACAACGCUUUGCUUAUCUUGUAAAAUCCUCAAAUUUUCGAUAG